Adineta steineri is the source of this 638-nucleotide messenger RNA. The record is from the annotation of a GenBank genome assembly. Lineage: Eukaryota; Metazoa; Rotifera; Eurotatoria; Adinetida; Adinetidae.
AUGGGAAUGUUUAUUUCAACAUUGCCAUAUCGUAUAAAACUUGAUUCUAAUUGGUCAUUUAAUGAACAUUCUCAUUAUCCAUUACAAAAUAUUCUAACUGAUAUUCGUGCUAAUCAAUCUAAUGUUUCUUUUCUUCAAACAGUAUUUGAUUUUAUUACACGAUCUCCUGAUAUUGAUCAAUUAUCUUUCGAUGAUGUCAAUUUAAAACCAAUUGAAUUAAAACAAUCUAUUGAAAUUGCUAAAUUUGAUUUUAUGUUAACAUUUAUUUAUAAUCCAAUGUUAAAUGAUGAGAUGUUAUCAUGUCGUUUUGUUUGUUCACAUGAUCUAUUCGAAGAUAUGACAGUUACAAAAAUUGCUCGACGAUUUGAAUAUCUUAUUGAACAAUUAUUUUCAGUGGAUUCUAAUACUAAUCAAACUGAUAUUCUUGUUUCAUCUAUUACUAAACUUAGUCUUAUUUUACCAGAAGAAGUUUAUGAAAUGGAACGAAUAGUCUUUUGUCGACAACCAGAUAUUAUAAAUGAAGCACCAGCAUCAUAUGCUCAAGCACGUAUUUGGCUUGAUGAACGAAUUCGUUUUGAUUCAAAAAGUCCUCAAGUUGCCAUAUAUAAUAUGCCUUUUCUUCAUCGACUUUCAUCAGG